UUUGCCCUUGCCUGCACAAGGGGGGCUCGUGGCCUUUUUUUCCCAGGGAGCCCGACGCACAUCUCGCUCACGAGAAAGGAGCGGGCGGCGACCAGCGCUUCUCGCCGGCGCGCCCCCCGCGCUACAUGUAGGCGACGAGUGCCUCCUCCUCUCAUUCACAUGCUGAAAAAUCGAGCUUGAAUUGAGGCAUAUGGAUCCUGACGAGGUUCCGGAAGGGAUUAAUCCAAAGAGUGCGUGUUGAGUAGAGGUCACGGUCAAUUCUUACUUCACUAUGCAAGAUGGUAGAAAGGAGUACAAUCGUGGUAGGCUAGUGAGCUAUGUUGUUGAUUCAGAAGCAUACUCAAUCAUUGACUUGGAGACAGAUAUUGGUUCAGAAUUUAAAUGGGGCAGUGACCAGAAGGCAAAUUUUUGGGUUCUAACAGGGGGGAAUGUGACAUGCAAGUUGAAUUCAGAUGCACAACUUCUUGAUUUGUUAAGGGCAUAUAGCGUAGUCAAGUUGUUCAUGGUUGUGGGCAGACAUGAGCACAACAGAAGGGAGGAGGAGAUGCCUACUGCAGUGAACAUAGGAGAGGAGGAGAUGCCUACUGCAGUGAACAUAGGAGGGGAGAUGAUCCCAGGUGCAAUGGACACUGAUCUGGAGUUGCUAGAUGGAGGAUUUACAUGGGCAGAAGUUCCUGAAUAUGGGGAAUCAACUGCAGGGCCACCAACGAAUGAAGAGGAAGAGAAGAAGCACUUCAUCAAUGUUGGAUGUGAUCCUAAUGGAGAUGAACCAGCUGGGGUAGAUGAAGAGUGGAGGUACUUCAAAAAUGUUGAUCAUCCAGUUAUUGAUCUAGAUAAAAAAGUUGAGGUGCAGAAAAGAAAGAGGGCAAGACCUAUUUCAGAAACCGAAGACUUUGAUACUGAGGUUGUUCCUGAUGAUGAGGCUACUAUGCUUGAUAAUUUUGUCGUGCCUCACACAUCUCAUGAUAAAGAGAAUCCAAUCAUCAAGGUAGGAGAUACAUUUGCAGACAAGAUUGCUUUUCGUCACACCAUAAAACAAUAUGCCAUCAAAAAUGAGUUUGAGACUAGGAUUGAACAUAGUGACAAAGAAAGGUAUACGGCAAGGUGUCCAGAUGAAAAUUGUGAUUGGAGAGUUUUCGCAAAGAAAUUACAUGGUGGCAAUACAUUCAUGGUGGUCAAACUCUCGGAAUUGGAUGUGCACAGUUGUUCUAGUACAAACAAGAUGAAGGGACGAGAGGCUUUCAUAUCUUGGAUAGCUCAAAAAGUGAAAGAAGUUGUAAAAGAGGCGCUGGGAUUCUCCCUGGACUAACAAUUCACACUGAUGCUUGUAAGGGAUUGGCAUACGCUGUAAAAAAGGUAUUCCAAGGUGAUGUGGAGCACCGUGAGUGUUUUAGGCACCUCAUGGCUAAUUUCAGAAAACAAUUCAAGGGUGAUGUGCUUAAGUAUAUGUGGCCUUGUGCAUGGGCAUGUACAGAUCGUAGAUAUGAUGCACUAAUGGAGAAAAUUGCAGCAGCUAGUCCUAAAGCAGUUACCUUUUUAAAUAGGCAUCACAAGCUGAAAUGGAGCAGAUCCAAAUUCUCAAAAGAGUGUAAGGUUGAUUAUGUGAACAACAACAUCUCAGAAUGCUUUAACAAUUGGAUAAAAGAUUACAAAAACCUUCCAGUUGCUGAUCUAAUGGAUAAGAUUAGGGAGAAGAUCAUGGAGAAGAUUUACACAAGGCAAGAGAUAGCUGAUAGAAUGGAAGGACGUAUCUUGGCAAGUGUGUUACAUGAGUUGAACAUGAAGAGUCGAGGGCUGCACUAUGAAAUCCUGAGGACUAGUGCAAUGUCUGCUGAGAUAUCAGGAAUAACAAAACAACAACAACAACAACAACAUAGCCUUUUUUCCCAAGCAAGUUGGGGUAGGCUAGAGAUGAAACCCGAAAGAAAUAAGUUCAAGGUUCAGGCACAUUAAUAGCUAGUCUCAUCAGGAAUAACAAAAGAAGGGAAGAAUUGGAGAGUUCCUGUAGACAUUGAGAAAAAAAACUUGUGGAUGUGGGCAAUGGCAAAUUUCUGGAAAACCCUGCACUCAUGCAAUAGCUCUAUUUGGGAAAAUUAGAAAUAUUAACAUUGAGAACUUUAUAGAUGACUACUAUUCCGUAGAGAGGUUCAAAACAGCUUAUCGGUUUGUGGUUACUCCAAUGGGUGACAAGACUGAUUGGCCAAAAUUUGAUCCUGGGUUUAAAAUGGUUCCUCCAAAACUAGAAAGGCCUGCUGGCAGACCAAGGAAGAAAAGAAUUAAGGCUAGUGGAGAGGCAGGAAAAAGAGGGCCCUAUCAAUGCAAAAGGUGCUUUCAGUUUGGACAUAUAGAGAAGGGUUGUACUGCUACUCAAGCUGAAUUAGAACAAGAACUUCCCCCACCGCGUCCAAAAAAAUCAAAAGGGCAAAGGAAAUCUAAAUCUGAAGUUGUUGAAGUCUCCAUGAUUGAUGCUGAACCAUCUCCAAAUGUUGCUGAUCCAAAAGUGGCUUGUAGUCCAGGAGUAACAACAAGAAGCAUGUCUUCUCUUUCACCAACUAGCCCAGGUCCUACAACAAGGAGGAUGGCAUCCAUCUCACCUGGAGGAAUUAACAGGAGGCUCAUUAUUAGCUAGAAAUAUUAGUUGUCUUACUCUAAUUUGAGUGUGAACAUAGCUGUGCAAGUGUGGUCUUUUGUGCAACUCUAUGUAUGUAUAUAUAGCACUGCUAUGCAACACUUUUGUGAGAUUGUGGUACUUUUGUCGUUAACUUGAAGGAAUUAGCUGGCUAAUGCAAUUUAGUAUUGAAAUGACAUCAAACUUGAUUAUAUACUGUUCAAAAUGUGUGUGUUA
Messenger RNA from Panicum virgatum (switchgrass), 2845 nucleotides. RefSeq lists its product as uncharacterized. Lineage: Eukaryota; Viridiplantae; Streptophyta; Magnoliopsida; Poales; Poaceae. The record is from RefSeq and is a predicted model, not a curated record. Bases 272 to 1309 code for a protein of 345 amino acids. The transcript is spliced from 4 exons.